AUGGCGCCCCGCGACGCCCCGAGCGAGAAGUCCCCGCUGCUGCCCACGAGCUCCAAUGCGUUCAAGGAGCCGGCCGUGGACGUGAAGCAGGAGUUCCUGGGGCUCUCCUCCAUCGCGCUGCAAGUGUCGCUGGCCACGUUCGCGCGUAUCGCGCUCUACUCGAUCGACUACGCGUUCCUGGGGCACCUGGGCACGGCGGAGCUGGCUGCGGCGUCGCUGGCGUCCGUGUGGACCACCGUGCCGCUGCUGACGGUGUGGUCCAGCAUGUCGGCCAUCGUGACGCUCUGCGGACAGGCCUGGGGAGCUGGUAACGGCAAGCUGACGGGUAUUUGGCUGCAGAUGGGGCUCGUGCUGGUCACGCUGUGCACGCCGCUGCUCAUGCUGUACUACUGGUUUGUGGAGCUCGGACUUCGCGCGUCCACUGACAACGAGGACGUCGUGCAGCUCGGCGUCCGCUUCGCGCGCAUCUUGAUGUUCUCCAUCUGGCCCAAUCUGGUGUACGUGUGUCUGCGGCUGUACUUCCAAGCCAUGGGCGUGAUGAUGCCCACGACGGUGGUGGGCACGCUGUCGAUGGGCGUGUCUGUGGCCGCCAACUACUUCUUCAUCUACGGAGCGUUCGGCUGGACGGGUCUCGGAUUUGACGGGUCUGCGCUGGCCACGGUGGUGGCGUCGUGGUUCCAACCGACUGCGCUGACGUGGUACUGCGUGGUCUACAAGAAGAUGCACCUCCAGGCGUGGGGCGGCUGGGACUUCACCGAGUUCACUCGCGAGCGGAUGACCGUGUUCUACAACAACUCGGCGCCUGCGGCCGUCAACAGUCUGGUGUCCAAUGUGGCGUCGUCGGCGCUCUCGCUGAUUGCGGCGUGGCUGGGAGCUGACAUCAUUGCUGCGAACGCCAUUGUGUCGGGCUUCUGGCGCUUGCUCUGGGCGCUGUUCUGGGGUUUUGGCUCGGGAACGCAGAUCCGUGUGUCUAACCUGCUGGGCGCCAACCGCCCGAACGCCGCCAAGACGCUGAGUAUUCUCGGAUUUGGAUGUACCGUUGUCACCGUGACGAUCCUCGCGUUGGUCACCCUUUUGUUCCGCGCGGAUGUGUUCCGGUUGUACACGAACGAUGGCGACUUGUUAAGUGUAUGCGUGGCAGUGCUCCCGAUCUUUGUGGUCGCGUUCAUGGUCGAGGCGAUGGAAAUGGUCUUUGCCUCGAUUUUGUCUGCCAUGGGCCAGGUGCACAUCACGGCCUGGACCAGUACACUUGCAACCUGGCUUGUUGAACUGCCGGCGGCCUACGUGCUGGCUAUCGUGCUCGAAGGAGGCUUCGCGGCGCUCUGGUACUCGAUUUGUCUGAUGGAGGUGCUCAAGCUGACCGUCUACGUCGUGGUGCUGCGCCGGAUCGACUUCGUAGCGAUGGCGCGCGAGGCCGUCAAGAACAUGGAGGUGGAGGACGAAGAGGAGGAGGUCAACGUUGCAGUUGCCGAAGGCGGCACCACGGCGCUCGGAGCCAACACUGGUCUGCCGUCCCCAGUCCCGACGACGCUUCUGACGCCAUCGGGACUUGUGCACCAAUGGGACCACGUAGACGACGGCCUCCACCCGCACCAGCACCACCAGCUCGCUGUCGACGAUACCGUGCAAUCCGUUAACGCGUAA
Molecule: messenger RNA, 1644 nt
Organism: Phytophthora sojae
Lineage: Eukaryota; Oomycota; Peronosporomycetes; Peronosporales; Peronosporaceae
Exons: 1
Coding region: 1-1644 (547 amino acids)
Biological process (GO): transmembrane transport
Cellular component (GO): plasma membrane
Molecular function (GO): xenobiotic transmembrane transporter activity; antiporter activity
Source: RefSeq, a predicted model, not a curated record